This is a messenger RNA of Styela clava, 3260 nucleotides long. The record is from RefSeq and is a predicted model, not a curated record. Lineage: Eukaryota; Metazoa; Chordata; Ascidiacea; Stolidobranchia; Styelidae.
UUCAUGAUGGAAGGAAGCAUGGACAUUUUCCUUUUACAACGGCGCUUAUAUUAUUCAGACAUUAAUGUCACGUUGUGAACAGAGUGAGUCUUUGAACACGUAGUGGAUUCAUGGAUUGUUUUAUUAAAUUGUCGUUGGUGUUGGGUUAUAGUUUCAGCUACUUUACCUACGAGAAACAGCAAUAAAUAGUUCAAUCUAUAAUUGAAAAUUGGUACUCCUGAAUUAUGUGAACCAAGAUGGCGGACACCGGAACGUAGUAUGUGUACCAGAUUAGAGUUAGGCCAGGCUAUUCAUGAAAAAGUAUGUUCUUGUUGAAAAAAGACAUCAAUUUCGAUGCAAUCUUUAAAUAAAGUCUAAAACCUCCUAUUAAUUGUAUGAUCAGUGCUACAUCGACCAAUUUUAUCUGCGGUCAUGUUUAUAUUAACAAACUGAUAACUUCUCUAACGUGUGUCUAGAAUAUUUCAGUCCUGAUUCUAUUGAAGUAAUAUUAAAUAAAAAAUUAGUUUGCAGAGCAGAAUCGUCGCAUUUUUCAGUUACAAGCAAGAUUUUGAAACAUUUAGCUAUAUUAGGUAGUUGAAUCAUCUAUAGAUUCUAGAAGGCUAUUAAUCAAGAUGUCAGAAACGACUGAAUUCAGAAAUAUGCCUGGGCCAUGGGGAUGGCCAUUGUUUGGAUCUGCUCUACAGCUUAAACCGUUUGCUGAAAAAACUUUGCUGAAUUGGGCAAAUCAACAUUAUGGAAAUAUUUUUCGAUACAAAAUAUUCAACCAAGAUUGGGUUGUUCUGAAUGGGUACGAUGCAAUAAAAGAAGGAUUGUUAACAAAUAAAAGUGAGAUGUCUGGUCGUAUUACCGGUCCAUUAUUCGAAGCCAUACGAGAUAAUCGAGGACUAUUCUUCAUUCAGUAUGGAGAUUCAUGGAAAAAGUGGAAACCAUUUGUGGUCAAAUCGGUAGCAUCAGUAAUGUCAGAGCUUCCCAAAAUAAUUUGUGACCAAGCAGAUAAAUUUCUGUCUGAAGAUUUGAAAGAUUUUAUUGAGAACGGAGAGUCUGUUGCAUUGGGAGAUUACUUACAGUAUCGUAUGGACCAGGUUGCUUUUCUUAGUUGUAUGAACAAAGAAUUUCCGUCGAAUAGGAGAAUGGAAUUGCAAAAGCUUGUGUCCGACAUAAACGCACCACGAUUUAAAAGCAAAUUCCCUAUAUUAUUCUUCACACCGUCACUGUCGUAUUUCCCCCCAUUUUCAUGGUUUUUGGCUGAUGAAAGCGCCAGCCGAUCAAAAUUGGUAAAGAGGAUAAUUGCUCUGAUAGAAGAACAUCGACUAGAGAAACAGUCUCACAUGAAAGACUUGACUUGUUCUUUUUUCGAAGAAAACCCUGAACCCGAUCAAUACGAUUUGGAAUCACUUGCUCUCAUCUUUAUGGACAUGAUAUCAGCCGGUUCAAUACCCGUAUCAAACCAGUUGAUGUGGGUCAUUAUAUUUCUUUUGAAACAUCGAGAUAUGAUGGAAGAAGUUCAACAAGAACUUGAAGAAGGCAUGAAAGGUUAUGGGUCUAUAUGGGAUCUUUACAAAUGUCAGGAAAAAGUACCAUUAUUGAAAGCAGUUAUACAGGAAGCUAUGAGGUUGCGUCCAAUAGCACCAGGCGCUCUGUUCCACAAAACCAUUUCUGAUACUGUAGUUGGUGGAUACAAGAUACCAAAAGGUGUUGUCAUUUAUCCAAAUUUGUGGAGUGUUCAUCACGACCCAAAGUACUGGGGGCCGGACGUCGAAGCUUUUCGGCCAGACAGGCAUUUGGAUAAGAACGGGAAAUUUGUGAAAUCGGAUCACGUGAUUCCAUUCUCAAUUGGAGACCGUAAAUGCGCGGGAAAACUAAUUGCUGAAGCUGAUAUCUUUGUCUUUUUAGCUACAAUUGUACUACGGUAUGAUGUGUCGUUAGACCCGGCGUAUGAAGAUGUAGACAUGUCUGGCAUAUCAUCAUCUAUACUGAAGCCUCCCGAUUACAAAGUUAUUCUCGCUCGUCGUCAAACGAAACAAAAGCUCUGACAAUUUGUAAACAUAGCUAAAGAAAAUAGUAUUUGAUCCAAGUUAUCUUUACUCCUUUAUAAUGCUUUUUCCUUUACAUCAAAUGUUAAUCAAUAGUAUGAAAAAAUAUAAUAAAUUUGCAAGAAAAUCUGCACCUGACACAAAAUUUUUAAAAAGUGUUUGUUAUGAAUAUAAACUUUAAUACAGGGGUUCCCAAACGUUAUUCGUCACGGGCCAAAAUUUGAAUCGGAGAGAUGUUCGCGGGCCGGAAGAGUGUAGCGCCCGAAAGUGCGCGACGGUUUAGUAAGGGUUCAGUGGAUUCACCACUGCUGCCAUUUAUCUGAAAAAAUCCGUUUUCGGAGUCUAGUUUUCGUUUUGACAUCUUAAGCGUAUAUGGUUCAUAACUAAAUUAGUGCCCUAUGCAAUCCUAAUACCGGUACGUAGAAUUGAGAUACCGUUUUAAUUGAAUUGCUACGAUAAACACUUGCCUAAACUAUGAUAAUGGCGUCACACUUGGCGCUAUCUAGAAUGCAAAAAGGUAGAAACAAAAUCUGUUGCACACUAUUUCACUUAAGCUCGGCGUGCCAUUUUAAAUCGUUUCGCGGGCCCGAUUUGGCCCGUUAUCCGCGGUUUGGGAACCCCUGCUUUAAUAGAUAACUUUAUUCGAUAAUUAAUGCAUUCAUAAUAUUAGUCAGAGAUAAUAUAUAGAUUUAUAUCUAUCGAGAUAUCUAUAUUUGGUAACAUUGCUUGAUCUAUCGUUGUUAUUAUUGAAAUAUAAAUUGUUGAUACUUGACUAUUAAAAUUUACGUAUACCUAAAUCAAAGUUCUAUUCAUGGGUAAAUGAGAAUCAAAUUGCCGAGUUCGUUUGAACUAAUUUCUGUAAACUCAUAGUUAUCCGGUUGUCUGUCUCACAUACCACAUAACUUUACCCUCUUAAUCUUUGCGGUUGUUUGACACCAUACUUUCGGAUUUUUCAGGGAAUAGCUCAUACGCAUGUUUUGUAAGCAUGUGCCAGUGACGAGAAUAAAGGUGCUUAAACUGAGCAUUCCCCCUUUUCAGUUCAUUUUCAGAGAUUUUAAUUUAUGAGUCAAUUAAGCCAACGUGUAAAAUUUGUCGUCGAAUUAUUGGAAAUAAAGUUGCACAAUUCAUUUUGUUCACCAUGAUAAGAUAGCUAUCAUAUUUAUUCGAACAUAAUUAUCAAGUAAUAACCAAAAAAAUGAACAUAAAAUAUAAUAAGUGAAUGUUAAU